AUGGAUUAUGUAUAUAUUAUAGGUACAAAUGUAAAAUUAACUGCUUGGGUUACUGAUUUGAUGACUGGUGCACCUGUUAAUCAAGCUACUGUUUCUGUAUUGAACAAGAAAAACGAGACAAAUCAUCAAGGUUUAUGCACAAUUGUCAACCGUCAGUCUGAAACUGAUCAAGAAGGUGAAACGUACUUCACACGAAACGAAACAUUAAUCAUAAAAAAAGGUAAUGAUCAAUGUAUGAUAACAGAUAUUUAUUCUUAUACAUCAAAUCCAAAUAUUUAUGUCUGGCAUGUCUUCAAUGAUCGAGGUUUAUAUAAACCAAAGGAAGAUGUGCAUAUCAAAGGUUAUAUUCGUUUAUUGGAAGUUAAAGGUGAUGCAAAAUUACCAACAUAUGCUCAAGGUACUGUUGAUUAUACCGUUUAUGAUCCUCGUGGUGAACAACUUCAACAAUCCGAAAUUCAAUUGAAUAAUUAUGGUGCAUUUGAUAUCAAAUUUACAUUACCUGAUAAUGUGAAUUUAGGUAAACUUCUAUAUUGUAAUGCAUCAGUAAGAUUCAGUUUACCAGAUUCACAAACUGAAACAACACAUUAUUUCAAAGUUCAAGAAUUUCGUCGACCAGAAUAUGAAGUAUCGUCAAUGACUCGACCAUCAACAGUACAUUAUUGUCAUCCAACUGAUGAUCAAUACAUCAUUACUAGUUGUCAAGGAAAAUUAUUUACUGGUGGUUAUUUAAAUGAUGCCAAUGUUCAAUGGACAGUACGAGCAGAAACAACAAAAUUUACACCAGCAAAAAGAUCGGAUUAUAUAUUUGGCCGCGGUCGGUCGUUCUUUUGCUGGUUUGAUAAUAAUGAUAAUCAAAUCACAUAUCCAGCCAAACAUUUUCAAGGUAAAACAGACAGUAAAGGUACACAUGAAAUAAAAAUUACGUAUCAUGGUAUUGAAAAUGAGCCAAGACCAACAAUGGUUCAUGCAUUGGCAGCUAUUACUGAUUUAAAUAAUCAAACACAAGAAACAGAAACUCAAUUUCUUAUUCAUCCAUGCACAUAUUAUGUUGGAUUUCAAUUGGUCAACAAUUAUGGCAAGAAAGAUCAACCUGUACAAACAAAAGUCAUCGUUACAGAUAUUGAUGGAAAUUUAAUUGAUAAUGUAUCAAUUGAAUGUAAAAUAGUUGGUAUUGGUAAAGAAAAAAAAGAAGAUGAGAAUGGUUUAACAGUAUUCGAAAACGUCAAAGACGAAAUAUUAAUAACUGGUGUUAGUUCAAAUAAAGAUGCAAUCAAUAUGGAAUUCACUCCAAUAUUAGGUGGCAGAUACAAUAUAUCAUAUACUGUCAAAGAUGAACAAGGACGAUCAGCGAUGAGUUUCUACGAUGGUCUUUAUAUUGCUGGUGGUAGUGGACAAGAAAUGGAGAGACAAAAGGUAGAAUUUGUUCCAACAGAUACAUUAACUAUUAUACCCAAUGCAACAAAUUAUCAACCAGAUGAUACAUGUGAAUUAUUAAUCUUAACACCUUUUAGUCCAGCUCAUGGUCUUGUUAUGUUCGAUAGUGAAGGUCAAAUCUCACAACCAAUCCAAUUUCGAGUUGAAUCGGGCAAAGAUUCAACAACAGUUGAAUUUAAAAUAUCAAAAGAUUGGAUACCAGGUUUUACUGCUCAUGUUGAAUUGACCGGUUCGAUUCCAAGAGAAACGGAAACAACUAAUUCACCACCUCGUCCAGCCAUCGCUGUUGGUUCAGUAUCAUUGGAAGUCUCUCGCGAUAUCUAUAAACUAGACAUUUCAGUCAAUACUAAAGGAACAAAUAAAACUUAUAUACCAUCAUCAACCAUUGAAAUUGAUGUCGAUGUGACACAAUAUACAAAUAAAGCACCGGUAAAUAAAGCUGAAGUAUGUUUAGUGGUUGUUGAUGAAGCCAUUUUAUCAUUAACUGAUCAUAAAUUAACGAGUCCAUUAGAUAUAUUUUAUCCGAGUCGAUCAGCAACUAUUACACAACACCAUGGUAGAAAUCGUUGUUUAUUAUUCAAUAUACAAGAUAUAGAACAAUUUAAGAAAAACAUACAGGAACGACAAAAUGAAAAUAGGGUUUACGCAGGUUGCGGCAUGCGAGGAAUGAUGAUGAAGUGUAUGGCUAGUCCAGAAGCUUGCAUGUUUGGAGCUUCUCUCAGUGCUUUUGGUGGUGCUGGUGGCGAACAAACAAUUGCUGUUCGAUCGAAUUUUAAUCCAUUAGCAUGUUGGGUACCAUCCUCUAUGACUGAUUCAUCAGGACAUGUUUCAUUUAAAUUCCAAUUACCUGAUAAUCUUACACGCUAUCGUGUUUGGGCUAUCACUACAACUGAUAAACAAUAUGGUUUAGGUGAAAUGGCAUUUACAGUACAACUACCAAUUAUGAUUCGACCAUCACCACCAAGAUUUCUUAAUUAUGGAGAUACAGCUCAUUUUUCAGUAGUUUUACAAAAUCAAACUGAACAAUCAUUAUUAUUACAUGCUGGUUUACAAGUCAAUAAUGCCAAAUUAAUCACGUCACAAGGUGAUGCGCUACGAGUGGGUUAUGCAAUCGAAUUACAAGCAAAUAAACGAAUAGCAGUUCGAUUUCCUGUAUCCACCAUUCAUUCAGGUACAGCUCGAUUUCAAUUUAUUGUCAGUACUGUCGCUAAUGAAACAUCCACAUCAUCAUUUGGUGAUGCUAUUGAAUUAAGUGUACCUGUCUUUACACCAGCAACAUCUGAAGCAUUUGCAUCCUAUGAUGAUAUAGCUGAAGAAGGAGUCGUUUUACAACCAAUCAAAACACCUGAAAAUGUCAUUCCACAAUUUGGUGAAUUAUCCAUCUCAACAAGUUCGACAGCAUUAGCUUCAUUAACGGAUGCAAUUCUUGCACUCUAUGCUUAUCCAUUUGAAUGUACAGAACAAUUAAGUUCAAGAUUAUUAGGUAUACAAUCAUUAUGGGAUGUUUUACAAGCUUUUCAAUGCAAAGAUUUACCUGAUGUAUCAGUCGUGCAAACGAAAUUACAAUCAGAUCUGAAUACAUUAAAAGGGCGUCAAUUUCCUAAUGGUGGCUUUGGUUAUUGGACAAAUCGUAGUGAUUCUUAUGCUGAACCAUUUAUGAGUGUUCACGUAGCACAUUGUUUAGUUGUUCUUAAGAAAAAACAGGUAUGGAAUGUCGACAUGUCUAUGAUGGAUGGAGCACUGAAAUAUCUGACAAAUAUUGAAUCUGAAAUAAAUCAAUUACCCUAUACUAAAUAUUGGUCUGAAACAACUCGAUUUGGUUUGAUCAGUUAUGCAUUAUAUGUACGAGCAAAAGAUUCUCAAAAUGUUGCUAAUGAAGCAGUAGCAUUAUUUGCGCGAACUGGAUUUCAAAAACUUAGUUUAGAAGCUUUAGGAUGGCUAUUAGUUGCAUUAGUAACUGAAAAAAAUAGUAAAACAGAUCAAUUAAUUGGAAUAAUAUAUCAACAUUUAAAAGGUAAAGUAAGUGAAACAAGUGAAACAGCCAAUUUUAUCACAUCCUAUGGUGAUGAUGGUCAAUCCGUUAUGUUACAUUCAAAUCAACGAACAGAUGCGAUUUUAUUAGAGGCAUUAUUAUAUAUUGAUCCAAAUUCAUCUCUUUGUACGAAAAUAUGUAAAGGUUUACAAGCACAUAAAGUGAAAGGUGCAUGGAAAUCGACACAAGAAAAUUGUUUUGUAUUAAUUGCAUUAGAAAAAUAUUUUCAUACAAAAGAAAAAGAUACACCUGAUUUUGUUGUUAAUAUUUGGUUAAAUAAUGAUUAUUGCGGUCAACAUCAAUAUAAAGGUCGAACAACGGAUACACGUAUGGUCAAUAUUCCAAUGAAAGCAAUUUUAACACCAUCAUCUAACACAAAUACCAAUGAGAAGAAUAAGAAUUUAAUCAUGCAAAAAGAUGGCCAUGGUCGAUUAUAUUAUCGUAUUGCAUUAAAUUAUGCUCCAUCUAGUCUACAAAUAAAUGCCGUAAACUAUGGUUUUAAAAUUGAACGAACCUACAUGGCUGUGGAUGAUCAAUCCCAUGUUGAAAAACAAGCCGAUGGAACAUGGAAAUUUAAAUUAAAUGAAAAAAUCAAAGUCGUAUUAACCAUGACAACAGCACAAAUGCGCUAUCUUGAGGGUGAUGGUGAUCAUAAUUCUUCCUACCCUCACCACCCUUCCCCUUUACCUGGCCUCAUCACAGAAUAG
Messenger RNA from Rotaria sp. Silwood2, 4173 nucleotides. The record is from the annotation of a GenBank genome assembly. NCBI's taxonomy places the organism in Eukaryota, Metazoa, Rotifera, Eurotatoria, Philodinida, Philodinidae.